CCUUCUAAAAACACAGAAAAGAAUUAUACAUAAUUGCGAAGAAUUGGCCAAAACCAGGGGGAAAUGGUAAAUGAAUUGAGCACAAGGUUUUUCCGGCGUGGUGUGUGGGCGAGGGAAUUUCUUAUGUGCUGCUAAUCUAAUCAGCCGGCCUCGUGCUUGGUAAUAUAUAGUAUUGGAUCUGAAACCCUGAAUUGAAACAUUCAUUUUGCUCCGGAGACAGACACCAAACACCCCCAAAAUGGAAAACUAAAGGUUUUUUAAGUAAGGUGGCAGGGAGCUGGUGGCAGCACUUGAGCUCAACAUUCUUGUUGUGAGGUGGGGUUUUGUCCUUCUCUGGUAAGGAGAUUUUUUCUCCAAUUAUGGUUUAAUUUCCCCAAAGUUGGGGGAUCUGAUUUGUCAGAGGAGAGAAAAAAAAAACUUGUUUCUGAGCACCAAUUUAGGAUUUUCCCAACUUCUAUUGUAUGUGGGUGGAAGAUAAAAAUAUUCUACACACUGCACAAUUUCUUUUGUAUCUGAUCCCAGGUAGUGGCGUACUGAAAUUGAUCAUCAGAGGAAGGUUAGAGUCCUUGCUUUCUGGUCUUCCAAUUGCUUUUUAAAUAACUAAAUAUAGUUUCUUGACAAAAAAUGCAUGCCCGGCAUCGUAGUCCUGGAAAUGGGUAUAGGUCUAGUUCCAUGGGAAUGGGUGUAGCUGCCUCGCGGAUCUCCCCUGAGGGUUCGGUGAUCAGAGGCCAUGGGUUUUACGGCAGCUCUGAAUUCAGGAACUUGAGUCGUGGUUUUGGGCGUGGCCAGGGCCACCCCAAAUCAUUUCAACCACCACAGCCCCCACCGCCGCCGCGCAAAGGCGACAUUUUUAUGGAAGCUGGUCGACUUGCAGCCGAAUAUUUGGUUUCACAGGGGUUGCUGCCUCCAAGCGCACUUUCUGUUAAGUGGCAGAAUGGUAGUUUGAAGAAGCAGUUGGGCGAGUUCCAGGAGUUUAGGCCACAAGAAGGAGAUCCUUUGCACCUUCCACCGGAGGGCCGACCCUCUGCCCUUGCCCGUUUGGGGAAUGCUGCUUCUGAUACUGGCUCAGGGUCGGGUAGGAGAAGGUUUGCUGAUGAUUUUAAUUCCAAAGGAAGGAGAAGAGGAACUCCAUUUCGAAGUUAUGGCUCAGAUUAUGGCCGAGACUACAGGAGGAGUGGCUCGUGGUCUGAUAGACCAAGGUCUUCUGCUGACGUUGAGGUUGAUGAUAAUGCUUCUUCUGGACACUACCACGAGGAGGAGCAGCAAUUUGGUAAAGAUGUCACUGAUGGGAUGCAGAUGUCCAGUCCAAGUGAACUAGCAUCAAAAAGUGAGGACGCAGGUGACUCAGAAUCUGAAUUAGACAAGUAUCAGUUCCAAGAUGAUGAUAUGGUUUCAAAGGCAAGUUCUUCUAGUGCUGGGAAAGAUCUCCACCAUGAGACUAAUGGGGAAUUGACCAGGAUUUCUGAUGAUUUCAAGAACUCGAAUGCAGGAAUUGGAGAGGUGAAGGAUGGCAAUAUUAGUGAUGAAACUGACAAACAGAGUGCAAAACAACACUUAACCAUUCAGGAUAGUGUUUUGGAGGGCAAUCCCUCCGACAAGAAUAGCACCGAUUUACUAACAUUCUGCAAAUUUGCCAAGGUGCCCACCAGAACUCGCUCUUCAUUGGCACAUAGGGGCCCAAAGGCUGACCCAGUUCCAAAGAUCGAGGAGGGAAAAGCUUCUGACAUGCAGCCUCAAAGAGGAUCUGAAAUAUUAGUUGAAGAUGCCUCUGUUAAUACCUCCCUGGGUGAUGAACUGUCUGAUAAUAUUCAUGCUUCGAAGUUUCUUGAAUCUGAAGUUUCUAAAGUUCGGUUUGUCCCAUCUGCUGAAAAUGUGGUGGAAUUAGAUUCUGCUGAUGAUAUUGAGCAGGGUAACUUUGCAACUCAAUCUUUCCCAGAGAGAGUUCCUAUGCGUGACAGUGAGCAAGAAUCAAGUCGGGGACUGCCUGGUUUUGCAAGCUGUAGCUCCAUUGUUAAUGACAGAGGUGAAAAACGAGCUGUAGAAGGUACUGAUACGAGAGAGGGAACCAAAAAACCAAGAGAAUGGAUUCCCUCUCAGGUAACAAAGGCUGACGAGCAUGUCCACCUUUCUAACUCAAGUGAAAGGAAAGAGAGCUUACAGGAAGACAUGGCUUCACCUGGUGGCAUCAUGGCUGUGGCUGUUGAUCAUAAAAGCUUGGGGAAUGAUUCUCAGUUCCCUAAAGCCGGGGGUGAACAACAUGUUGAGUAUGCACAACAGAAGCAGCUUUUUCCAAGUUCAUUUAAAAUCUGUGACCUGAAUCUCAUGGGAGCUUCUGAUACAAAUGAGAAUCAUGAUAAUGAUCCGAUCCAUAUUUAUCAAUCUAUUUCCAGAAACAGAAAAGAAGCAGCACCGGUUGAUGUUGACUUAUCAAUGGGUAACUCCCAGAUGUCUGGUGAAUAUGUUAGACGUGUCACUGAUGCCAAAGACAUUGAAGUUAUUGAUUUAGAAAAUGAUUCUAUCCAAGAUGAUAAGGCUUUCCACAAUGCAGAGAGAAAGGAGACAGUGUAUACGAGCCUUGAGAGCUUUUCUAAUAAUGUGCAGAAUACCAAUGAUAUUUCUGACGUUCAGGAUGGUUAUGGGCUUAUGUUCUCAGGGUUGCUCGGAGAUGAUUUUCCGAAUUGUUCUUCAGUACCAGGGGGCAUUAGUUCAAUGCAUAACGAGAUGAGCCUUCCUAAUGGAGAGGGGUCUCUCGCGGAUGAUGAUUCCAUAUAUAUGUCCCUGGGAGAAAUACCAUUAAGUAUGCCAGAUAUUUAAUUUCAUGGCUUUUUGCCAGCCUGGGAGCAGCCACCGCCACAGGAGUACGAGAAGCCCUUCUGAUCCAACUAUUCCUCCGAUCUCCUCAGAAAAUAUGAUUUGGUAAAUUGGUAUGCUUAGUAUUGCUCGUUGGGCUUGUUAACUCUAUCCAAAUGCAACAUGUCUUCUUCUUAUUCUUCUUUUAAGAGAUGCCAUUAGAUGUCUUCUUCUAGUAGUGAUGUUAUAGAUGCUGAAUGCUUUUGUUUUUCAGUUGGGUGUUUCACCUCAUUGUUGUCUGGGAAAAAAAAGAAAAUUAAUCAUGUUGAUUAGCAGCACAUCUUUUACU
Molecule: messenger RNA, 3139 nt
Organism: Alnus glutinosa
Lineage: Eukaryota; Viridiplantae; Streptophyta; Magnoliopsida; Fagales; Betulaceae
Exons: 5
Coding region: 625-2814 (729 amino acids)
Source: RefSeq, a predicted model, not a curated record